CAAUCUCAUCAGCAACUCGGAAACUCCGUACGCACUCGGCACACCAAUCAUCCUCCAAUACAUUCGACAAUUACAUCUUCGAAGCACCUCGAAAACCCGCAAACAUGCCCCGCGCCCAUGCCCCGAGAACCAGGACGAAAGCGGUGUGGUUCUGUCACAAAUGCGGUACCGGGCCGAACAACUACAGCCUUGACGAGUACUGCCCGUACUGCCAGAAGAGAAGAUGCCAUCAGUGCACAGUCCAGGAGAUUCAAGUGCGCGUCGACCACUAGACUGCCGCACAUUCAUUGGCGGCCACCAAGCCAGUCCCGGCUCGCUAUUAACCAAAAACCAUCGAAUCAACCAAGUCCACAAGAACGAUAACAGGAAGGAGAAUAGAUGAGAAAGAGGAGGACUAGACUCCCACUGAGUGCCUCACAACCCAUCGCCGCAUCCAUAACCCAAUCAUUACAAGAAGCAACAAGAGAUACCCCCCUCCCUAUAUCACUGGAAUCUGUCGCGCGUCAUACAUCGUAGAGUUAGAAAACACCUAUAGAUAGGAGCCCUCCCAAUUAGAACAAAUUACGACCCCCC
Molecule: messenger RNA, 573 nt
Organism: Colletotrichum destructivum
Lineage: Eukaryota; Fungi; Ascomycota; Sordariomycetes; Glomerellales; Glomerellaceae
Exons: 3
Coding region: 105-272 (55 amino acids)
Source: RefSeq, a predicted model, not a curated record